Molecule: messenger RNA, 1080 nt
Organism: Porites lobata
Lineage: Eukaryota; Metazoa; Cnidaria; Anthozoa; Scleractinia; Poritidae
Source: the annotation of a GenBank genome assembly
AGGCGUCGACUUACUCACGAAAAAGACGCUAAAGAGCAGCGCUUUUUGAACGAAAAAUUUCCGAUAUCCAGCAGACGAAUGUCUUGCCCUGAUGGCUCUUUUAAAGAACGAUUUGGAGCUUUCUCAAGAACUAGCACGGCGAAAGGGAUGGCGAGAUCCAAGCGGAAAUUACACCUCACGGUGCGAAUGAAAAACUACUUCGAUGCUGAAGCCGACGAAUCACGCGAUUCUUUGCCAAAAAUUAACGAAUCACUGGGAAGAUCUAAUACUGAUGAAAAUCAAUUGCUUUUACUAGUUGGAAAAAAUUUUGAAAAGAAAACACAGAAAUCGCCGUCGCCAAGAGCGUUUGACAUAGAAAAAUCUACGGAUGGAAUUCACCUUGGAUUUCUCGAGUCUAAACUAUCAAGUGUUAUCCCAUCGCCAACUUCGGAAUCAGAGGGUACUGAUAAUCAAGGACAGAAAAAAACAUUGAAUGAUAAAAGCAAGAUCAUCGAAAUCACUUUCGACAACAAACAACAUGAUAUUGCUCCUUCAAAAUUUAUUAAUUUAUCAACCCGAAAUAAUGCCAAAUCGUCAGGAAAAAUAAAACAAAGUAUGGAUAUUGACCUUGUACGUCUGAGCGUGGGUCAAGCGGAAAUGACAAGAGGACCUGAGUCACGAAGGCAGAUAACACAAAGAAAAGGAAGGGCAAGUCCACGGCGAAGAAGAGUCAACUUCACACCAAAUAGCACGAACGGUGAAGCUUCUCAGGAAACGCUUUUAACUACAACCUCGGAGCAAGAUAUAGAUCGCAAGGUCCAGGCUUUCUUAAGAAGCCAGCAGCCAAUGGCGAGCCCAGAGACAUUAAAGGUGAAAGUUUCUAAGAAGUCUAACUCAUUUCUGCCGAAUUACACUCUGCAAGAGAGGCGGUACACGCCCCGAGUUUGUAUUAACACUGAUACGUGUCCAUCAACUUCAAAUCUCAUCAAUCAAGACCGUUCAUGGUACUAUCAAGACAGAACAGGCAAAUGUCGGUAUUUAAGGGUGCCUGAGUCACCGAUUCCACCUGUAGAAUGGAUUUUCCAACACGAAGAUGAAUAA